GGGUCGGCGACGGACCGCGAGUACGCGAAGCUCAUCUUCCCCGUGCGCCAGAACGGGAACCGGCUCCUGUGCACGCUGCUCCUGGGCAACGUCGCCGUGAACGCGCUGCUGUCGAUCACGCUCGCGGCCGUCGCGAGCUCGAUCGUCGGCUUCCUCAUGUCGACGGCGCUCAUCGUCGUCUUCGGGGAGAUUCUGCCCCAGGCGCUCUGCAGCCGCCACGCGCUCUACAUCGGCGCGUCGACGCUCCCCGUCGUCAAGCUCUUCAUGGUGCUCAUGAGCCCCAUCGCGUUCCCGCUCGCGUGGGCGCUCGACGCGCUCCUGGGCGAGGACGUGGGCACGGUGCACACGAAGCGCGAGAUGCUCCAGUACAUGAAGGUCCACCUGCGCCAGGGCAUCCUGGACGACGAGUCGGGCAACGUCAUGCGCGGCGCGCUCGAGAUGAAGGAGAAGUCGGUGCACGAGGUCAUGACGCCGUUGGAGGACGUCUUCAUGCUGCCCGAGUCGACGACGCUGAGCUUCAAAGUCGUGCGCGAGAUCUUCGAGCAGGGCUUCUCGCGCGUGCCCGUGUUCCGGGGCGAGCGCCAGCACAUCGUGGGCCUGCUCUUCGUCAAGGAUCUGAUCUUCGUCGACCCGGAGGACGAGACGCCGCUCGCGAGCCUCCUGUCCAUCUUCAGCCGCGGGCUCCAGGUCGUCGACGAGACGAACACGUUGGACGACGUCCUGCGCAUCUUCAAGCGGGGCCACGGCCACCUCGCGCUCGUGCGCCGC
This is a messenger RNA of Aureococcus anophagefferens, 768 nucleotides long. RefSeq lists its product as hypothetical. The annotation marks the transcript as partial. NCBI's taxonomy places the organism in Eukaryota, Pelagophyceae, Pelagomonadales, Pelagomonadaceae. The record is from RefSeq and is a predicted model, not a curated record. The transcript has a single exon. Gene Ontology annotation, biological process: magnesium ion homeostasis.